Messenger RNA from Ricinus communis (castor bean), 1520 nucleotides. Its product is annotated as polycomb group protein FERTILIZATION-INDEPENDENT ENDOSPERM. Gene Ontology annotation, cellular component: ESC/E(Z) complex. The record is from RefSeq and is a predicted model, not a curated record. The transcript has 13 exons. Bases 175 to 1323 code for a protein of 382 amino acids. Gene Ontology annotation, molecular function: nucleosome binding; protein binding. Gene Ontology annotation, biological process: negative regulation of transcription by RNA polymerase II. NCBI's taxonomy places the organism in Eukaryota, Viridiplantae, Streptophyta, Magnoliopsida, Malpighiales, Euphorbiaceae.
CCAUUGCAAAAUUAAAGCAAGAACCAUAGUGACGACCAAAAAGUAUAUUACAUUCAACGAUCUAACACGACAAAAGAAAACACGACUUGAAACCAAAACGAUUACAGUUCUUUUUUUCUUUAAAGGGAAAAAGACGAUCAGAGUUAUUAGUUGUCUCACUUUGAAGCGGGUUAUAUGGCAAAAAUUGCUUUAGGAUGCGAGCCGGUAGUGGGUUCGCUCACUCCGUCAAAGAAGAAAGAGUACAGAGUCACCAACAGGCUCCAAGAAGGCAAGCGUCCCUUAUACGCCGUCGUCUUUAACUUCAUCGAUUCUCGUUACUUCAAUGUUUUCGCCACUGUUGGUGGCAACCGGGUGACUGUGUAUCAAUGUCUUGAAGGGGGUGUUAUAGCAGUUUUGCAAUCAUAUGUUGAUGAAGAUGUAAGAAACGACACCUUUAAAAAAAAAGAUCAGAAGGAUGAAUCUUUUUACACGGUGAGCUGGGCAUGUAACAUUGAUGGAACUCCGUUUGCCGUAGCUGGAGGAAUAAAUGGUAUUAUCCGUGUCAUUGAUGCCAGCAAUGAGAAGAUACACAAGAGUUUUGUUGGCCAUGGGGACUCCAUAAAUGAAAUAAGGACUCAACCUCUGAAACCUUCACUUGUUGUGUCUGCAAGCAAAGAUGAAUCAGUUCGGCUGUGGAACGUUGACACUGGAAUUUGCAUUUUGAUAUUUGCUGGUGCUGGGGGUCACCGCAAUGAAGUUUUGAGUGUGGACUUUCACCCAUCAGACAUAUACCGGAUUGCAAGCUGUGGAAUGGACAACACUGUCAAGAUUUGGUCAAUGAAAGAAUUUUGGACAUACGUAGAGAAGUCAUUCACAUGGACAGAUCUUCCUUCAAAGUUCCCAACAAAAUAUGUGCAAUUUCCAGUUUUCAUAGCUUCAAUCCAUUCAAACUACGUUGAUUGUAAUAGGUGGCUUGGUGAUUUUGUCCUGUCAAAGAGUGUUGAUAAUGAAAUUGUACUAUGGGAACCAAAAACAAAGGAACAGUCUCCUGGGGAGGGUACUGUUGACAUCCUUCAAAAAUACCCUGUUCCUGAAUGUGAUAUUUGGUUUAUCAAGUUUUCCUGUGAUUUCCAUUACAAUGCAGCUGCUAUAGGGAAUAGGGAAGGGAAGAUAUAUGUUUGGGAAUUACAAAGUAGUCCCCCAGUUCUAAUUGCAAGGCUAUCUCAUAAUCAGUCCAAAUCUCCAAUUAGACAGACUGCAAUGUCCUUUGAUGGAAGCACAAUCCUUAGUUGCUGUGAGGAUGGGACAAUAUGGCGCUGGGAUGUAAUAUCAACUUCUUCCUAGGUAUAUCCAGAGUGGCCAAUUCAGAAUUUUCUUACGAUAGCUUGUUUUUGACUCAGUAGUUUUAGGGCUACUGUUAAUUUUUAUUUUUAUUGUUUUUAUUUUUUUUUAUAUUCCUUCUCCUUGUGUCUGUUUUCAUUGGACCAAUGUAUUUCAAUUGUUAGAAUUGUUUAUAAAAAGUGUUAAAUGUUGAAAACCAA